AUGGGUCGACGUUCUCGUCCCACACGCCCUACCAAACAGCCCUCUGAAGGGGGUAGUGACAGUUCAGGAGAGUCAUUUCGACUCAGCUCAGGGGAGAGCGAGACAGACAGCAGCUCGGUGUUAACAGAUGUGACUGUACCGGACUCGCCUAAACCAGCUGCUGUUAAUGGUGGUCGGUCUCUGCCUCGUGCUCAAAAUAAAGCCCGUCCCUCGCAGGCUCAGGUCGAUCUGCCAGAUUUCAGCGAUGAUCCAGAUGAUGAUACAGAUGAAGACUUGGCUGAUGGGGAACAUAUCGAGAAGCGUUGGCACAAAUACUGCCGUGUUAAAGCAGCAGAGCCGAAUUCCCCCCAGAAAUGGAACGACCCGAGCGAUGCUCUUCGCCAGAUUACCCCUAACGACGUCCAUCAGUUCUUCAAUUAUUGUGGCAAGCUCCAAUGGGGGAUUAAUGGUCGACGUUUGAAGGGUCUUAAGAAAGCAAGCGCGCUCUAUACAGAAUGGAAGAGUUUCCAGGGCUACUACCACCGUAUUACCAGGCAGAGUAUCAGCAAUGAUUAUUGCGAAGAGAUCAAUGCUGGCCUUCAAAGGCUCAUUGACAAAUGGGAGCUGGAUACAGAUGAAAAAGAAAAGACUCCAGUCUAUGUUCAAGACUUGACGGAGUUCAACAAGACAACUCUGCGUUCUCAAGAGAAGCGAUUUCAUGUGGGCUUUAAGCGCAUCCAAAUAUGCCUUUUCACUAUGCUGGGAAUAUACACAGUAAAUUGCCUACAGGCGCUUCUGUUGCUACAGUUCAAGCACCUACAGUUUUCUAUCCAGCAAGAUCCCCUUGGAGGUCCUCCAAUUCCUCUAGUAGAGAUCCGGUCAAAACAUGUGAAGAAGUUUUUAGGCAUCUCUCAACACAACAACUUUCCGUUACCCGAGAUCAUCGAUGAUCCUUUGUUGAUAUUCAGUCCGCACGUCUUUCUAUUUGGGAUUCUCUUUUGGCUCGACGCUUUUGAGGCCCCAAAUUUAAAGUCAAUGGAAGACCUCAGAAGGCUCCUGGUCAAGGAUGGUCGACAGCAAUUGGAAUUGCCGCUGAAAUCCAAUAUCGCUGAGCAUUAUAUCUUUUGCGCGGUGAGCGAAGCUAAACAGAAUCUGAUCAUGAAACACGCUAAUAUUCGCACGUUUUUGAAUCACUAUCUGCCCCGUCACAUCGACGCGGAUAUGCAGAAUAUCAUGAAUGGCCGAGAUUCAAACACAACCCUCAUGCGCGCAAUCACACGGAUCAGUUGGGCAUCCAUUCGCGAGCAUCCUGAAUACCUUGCUGCUGUCAGCCAGUGGGACCAGCAGGAGAUAGCAUAUCAGAAGAACCCCAGCAGCCAGAUGCUACGUAAAGUCCUGAGCACGUACAACAGACUGUAUCAGGCGCUCAGGAAAAAGACUCGAGAGGAAUUUGAUAGGAAGCAGGCCGUCAUAGACAUCAAGCGUCAACUCUCUGGGACAGCUCUCAAUGACAAGGAAGCCAAGGAAGUUCUCCAGACCAAGGAUAAGAUGCCACCUGAAAGGAUUCACCUGAUUAAAAAGCUCUUUUCAUGGCCGACAUCUCCAUCGCUCGAAGGAGAAUGGGGGCGUCGGAAUGCGGCCACAAUGGCAGUCUCACAAUAUUAUCCCAUUCGCGAAGGAGGUCCCUUACGGGGGCGCCCCAAACGUAAGGCACCAAGUGAUGCGUUCAACAAUGAACAGCGGCCUAGCGGUAAGCGUAACUCUAAUGAAUGCAGCCAGCUGAAGCUUCUUUUUCAGAAGGCCGAGGAGCAUAUUCAGACAGUGAAAAAGCUGCGAAGGUGCUUUCAAUGUUUUGGGAACAGCAGCCUUCCUGACAACCAUCACACUCAGGAGUGGACACAAUACAAAUUGACUCUCCAGCAUUUCCGAAGCAAACAUCUUGACAACCGCAAAUGCAACUUCUGUGGAGAUACUUCUGAGGACUUCCUCCAUGAGAUGCAUUUACAAAAUCAUGCGGCUACUGUCCACCGCUUGAUAACCUAA
Molecule: messenger RNA, 2022 nt
Organism: Aspergillus novofumigatus IBT 16806
Lineage: Eukaryota; Fungi; Ascomycota; Eurotiomycetes; Eurotiales; Aspergillaceae
Exons: 9
Coding region: 1-2022 (673 amino acids)
Source: RefSeq, a predicted model, not a curated record